UUUUCCUUUGUGCUCGCUAACAGAGUACCCAUUUACACUAGUAUUCCGCUUCUCGCAAGCAUGAUACAUGACGAGAUGAUGAGGAUGACAUGCAGUACCGAAUGCAGCAGCAGCUUCGACAAGAUUUAUACAACGAUGUGCAUGAGGUUGGAGGGGUAGCAAGGAGAUCCAUAGGCUGCAAAGGUGGUAGUAAGGUCACGAGGUGUAGGCCGUUUAUCCCAUGUAUUAGGUACGUCAAUUUAUCGGCGACGAUUGCACUAGAUAUUUGCCUACUUGAUGUACUAUUUGUGGUACUGAGACCGUAUAUUUCUGGUUUGAUAUUAUAUGCGCAACUGCUGACAGUUGCUCAGUAUUGUUGUUUCGUUGCACCAUCCAACAGGCCUUGUGCUACGCCCACGCAGGGCAGCCCACCCCUCAAGUCUUCAGGACUCGGAUAUGCCACGCCCUGCGAUGGCCCCCCGCUUCAUGAUAGAUCAUGAUGAAUACUUAGUUUGAUAGAAUUGCACUCGUAUGGAGAAAAAUGGAAAUAAUGGUAGACCAUGCCAUCUCCAUGUGAUAAAGUAGCAGGUACGAUGUGAAUCUCACGUAUUCUUCGGAUUGGAGCUAGCGCUGAGAACUUCUGCAUGAUCAUGCAUGAUCUGCACAUGCUACUAAACUUGUAGAACCCUGAGACUCCGAAAGUUGUCAGCGGACGCCGUCACAAUCAAGAUUUAAACAGUGACUCAUAUUCACACAUUA
Molecule: messenger RNA, 738 nt
Organism: Desarmillaria tabescens
Lineage: Eukaryota; Fungi; Basidiomycota; Agaricomycetes; Agaricales; Physalacriaceae
Exons: 3
Coding region: 90-479 (129 amino acids)
Source: RefSeq, a predicted model, not a curated record